GUGCAAUUUUCUGCAUACGGUCCAAUUUUGCUGCUCCCUUGUGUCGGAAGUCGAUUGUUUGAAGAAGAAAGGAAAAAAUCGAACUCAUAGUUUCGGAACGUGUUCGUUCGGUUUGAAAGGGUUGUGUAGGCGGUUUCCGUGCUUUUAUUGGGUGCCAAGUUUACACGAGAUAGGCAGACCAUGUUCGAGUUGUUUUCGUCGGUCCCUCGGUGGGUUCGCGUGUCCGCCUUGAUGCUCGGAAUCGGUUUGGGGUCGGAAGUGAUGUACGAGGGUUACCUAAGCUGGCGAUCCUGGUGCGCUGGGCGCCGUGCUCGGCAACGGGCUUCGCAGCAAAUGAUCGAGGUGUAUUUCGCGAACGAGCGAUCGAGCCAACCGGAUACGCCCGGAACGACGAUGGCCAGCUUCACGACGGAACACAUCCGCCGGAUCGUUUCGCUGCUCGAUAGAGCCCGGGUUUCGGUCAAUCUUUGUAUGUACAUCUGUACGGUCGAAAGUAUCGGCGACGCGUUGCUCCGGGCCACCAAACGUGGUGUCCAAGUGCGGAUCGUCGGAUGUUCCUCGAUGGCGUACAGUUCCGGUUCCCAGAUGAUGAGGCUGGUGCAGGGGGGAAUUCCGGUGCGCUUCAACGGGCAGAACGUCAGCUAUCUGAUGCAUCACAAGUUUUGCCUAAUCGAUACCGAUUGGUUGUGCGACCGGUGCUAUCACGAAGAAAGGGAGCGCAAAAAUGGCUAUUGCUGUGAUGCUUCUUCAGUUGGAGCCGGAGCCGGAGCGGGUGAUUCGGGGGCUCCGGCCACCCCAGCUACUGCUGGUAGAGGCGCUAGAAGUGGUAGCCGAAAGCCUCAGUGUAAUCUUCAACCGCCGUCGGAUUCGACGAAGCGGCAGGGUUGUGUGCGUUGCAACCGGAAGCGCAAAUGUGAAGUGGAAAAGUGAAACUAGCAGCAGUGGGUGCU
Uranotaenia lowii is the source of this 950-nucleotide messenger RNA. It is a transcript of the gene zuc, whose product is annotated as mitochondrial cardiolipin hydrolase. Bases 181 to 930 code for a protein of 249 amino acids. Gene Ontology annotation, biological process: piRNA processing. The transcript has a single exon. Gene Ontology annotation, cellular component: mitochondrion. Lineage: Eukaryota; Metazoa; Arthropoda; Insecta; Diptera; Culicidae. The record is from RefSeq and is a predicted model, not a curated record. Gene Ontology annotation, molecular function: RNA endonuclease activity producing 5'-phosphomonoesters, hydrolytic mechanism.